Messenger RNA from Vicia faba (fava bean), 1998 nucleotides. The record is from the annotation of a GenBank genome assembly. Lineage: Eukaryota; Viridiplantae; Streptophyta; Magnoliopsida; Fabales; Fabaceae.
AUGUUCCUUCACCAUCAUCAUCACAACUCAAAGCUUUCUAUUCUCAUCAUCAUCACAAUCUUCAUAACAGGAAUAACUGCUGAUCAAAACAACAACCACUGCAACCAAAGAUGCGGAGAACAAACCGUGAACUACCCAUUCGGAUUCUCAGAAGCUUGCAAAAUCAAGUUAACCUGCAGCAACAAUCAAAUCAAAAUUGGAAACUUAAGUGUUCAAAAACUGAACUCUGAUAGCAUAUUCAUAUCUCUACCAGCUAAAUGCAACCGUAGCACCAGUUUCAUAUACCCGCUUUUCGCUUCGUUUUUCGCUGGAACACAGAUAGAUGUUGAAGGUUGUGAUUCAAGAAAAAGUGAUACCAUCACUUGCUUCACGCGAUCGCAGCGGAGAACGCGUGAGGAUUUUCUUACGCUUGAUGAUUGGAAUGGAACUGAAUGUCAAUCCUUGUUCUCUGCUAUUGCUGUUGAUAACAGCACAGUCGAUGGCGUUCUGCUUCAGUUUCAGGUGCUUGAGUUAGGGUGGUGGCUUGAAGGUUCUUGUUUAUGUUCUGAUCAUGCUAAUUGUACGGAGGUUCAUCUUGCCGGAGGAAAACUAGGUUUCCGGUGUCGUUGCCGUGAAGGCUUAGUCGGAGAUGGAUUUAUAAACGGUACUGGUUGCCGGAGAGCUUCACAAUGCACUCUUUCAACACUUGGGUCUAGCAAAUGUGCAAAAGCACUCAGAAUUGGUUUACUUCUUGGAGUGAUCGUAGUUGGAGCCUUAGUGACGGCUGCACUGUCUUUAGUAUGCUACUUUGCAAAUCGCCGAUCGACAUGGCUAACAAAACAAUUGACAGUAAGGCGCCUAUUAAGAGAAGCCGCAGGAAACUACAUUGUUCCUCUCUAUCCUUACAAAGAAGUAGAAAGGGCCACAAAUUUUUUCUCUGAGAAACACAGGCUAGGAACUGGUGCUUACGGCACGGUUUAUGCAGGAAACCUUCACAACAAUGAAUUAGUUGCUAUAAAAAAGAUCAGGUAUAGAGACACCAACAGUGUUGACCAAGUCAUGAAUGAAAUCAAACUCCUUUCUUCGGUAAGUCACCCGAAUUUAGUUCGACUUUUAGGUUGCUGCAUAGAAAAAGGAGAACACAUACUUGUUUAUGAGUAUAUGCCAAAUGGAACACUAUCUCAACAUUUACAAAGGGAAAGAGGUGGAACACUUCCUUGGACAAUAAGACUCACCAUUGCCUCUGAAACUGCUAAUGCUGUAGCAUUUCUUCAUUCUUCAAAUCCUCCGAUUUAUCAUAGAGACAUAAAAUCUAGUAACAUACUAUUGGACUUUAGUUUUCAAUCAAAAGUAGCGGAUUUCGGACUUUCUAGGCUUGGCAUGACAGAAAUAUCACAUAUCUCAACCGCGCCACAAGGGACUCCGGGUUAUGUUGAUCCACAAUACCAUCAAAACUUUCAUCUUUCUGAUAAAAGUGAUGUCUAUAGUUUCGGAGUUGUCUUGGUAGAGAUAAUAACAGCGAUGAAAGUCGUUGAUUUUGGUAGACCUCAGAGUGAGAUUAAUUUGGCAGCACUUGCUGUUGAAAAGAUUAGGAAAGGCCGUGUCGACGACAUCAUAGAUCCUUUCCUUGAUCUUAAUAGAGAUGCAUGGACACUCUAUUCUGUUAACAAGGUAGCUGAGCUUGCAUUUAGAUGCCUUGCUUUUCAUAGUGAAUCGAGGCCUAGUAUGAUUGAAGUUGCUGAGGAGUUAGAUCAUAUCAGACGUAGCGGAUGGGCGACAAUGGAGGAAACUAUAUGCUUAGGCUCAUCGGUUGGAUCCGGGUGUUCAUCACCUCGUUAUAAUGGAAAUGAGAAUUUAGUCUCGAAGAAUGAGAUACCGGUUGUUCCACAAAAGACUAAUAGUUUUUUGCAAACAAUAGAGGAAGUGAAGGAUAGUUCCCCUGAAUCUGUUCAUGGUACUUGGUCAAGUAGACCUAGCUCACCUUCAACAAACAGCUUGUUAGGAAAUGUUGUUCAGUGA